Messenger RNA from Lytechinus pictus (painted urchin), 6879 nucleotides. RefSeq names its product ras-related protein Rab-14. The record is from RefSeq and is a predicted model, not a curated record. Bases 686 to 1333 code for a protein of 215 amino acids. The transcript is spliced from 6 exons. Gene Ontology annotation, biological process: defense response to bacterium; endocytic recycling; Golgi to endosome transport. Gene Ontology annotation, cellular component: trans-Golgi network; recycling endosome; Golgi apparatus. Gene Ontology annotation, molecular function: GTPase activity; GTP binding. NCBI's taxonomy places the organism in Eukaryota, Metazoa, Echinodermata, Echinoidea, Temnopleuroida, Toxopneustidae.
AUGUCAUACACAGACCUCCACUGUGGUCAGUAGUGACAUGUACAUGUAUACAUGUACUAGUUGACACUUAAAGUUGUAAUCAACUUUCUCCUUCCGUGUUUAACAUGUACAUGUUUUAUCCCACUGUGUCUCGCCAUUUGAAAUAGUUUGUAUAUCAUUAGCAUAGGCUUGCAUGUACAUGUAGGCAUGCCCACAACAUUUAUUUUUACUAAGAAACGGGUAUUUCCUCUUUUUCCUGGUGAGUGGUUAUUAUACAACUCAUACAAAGAUUCUUGUCAUUUGAUUGGUUGAAAGCCAUUCAAUAUUUAGUCCAUUUUUGCAUGCGUCAUUUGUAUACCAUUCAGGUGUGUGGUCUACUUUCCAAAAAAUGUACCAUUUAAAGGGGAGAAAACUGGCUUGAUCAUAUUAUUAAAAUCAGUAAUUAUUAUUUAGCCUUCAUGAAUAACUCACUAACUCUAUGUAUUUUGAUUAAAGUCUGAAUUACUUUUAAUAUCAACUGCUCUUGUACUCCAGUAUUGUUGAAAUUCCUAGUUUCAUUCUGUACAUUUCCAUAAACAUGUAAACAUAGUAUAGCAUAUAAAGCAAUUGGUAGAGGUAAAUAUUUAAGAAGUGGAUAGCUUGUAAAGAAAACCCAAUUAUCAAUCAAUCGCUGUCUUUUACUUUUUAUCUGUAGGUACAUCUCAUCAUGGCGGCAGGGCCAUAUAACUACUCUUAUAUCUUCAAGUAUAUCAUUAUAGGAGACAUGGGGGUCGGAAAAUCAUGUCUCUUACAUCAGUUCACAGAGAAAAAGUUUAUGGCCGAUUGUCCUCACACAAUUGGAGUUGAGUUUGGAACAAGGAUAAUAGAGGUCUCUGGUCAGAAAAUCAAAUUACAAAUAUGGGACACAGCAGGUCAGGAGAGAUUCAGGGCAGUAACUAGGAGUUAUUACAGAGGAGCUGCUGGAGCAUUAAUGGUUUAUGACAUCACAAGACGAAGCACUUACAAUCAUCUCAGUAGUUGGCUUACAGAUGCCAGAAAUCUUACCAAUCCAAAUACAGUAAUAUUUCUUAUUGGCAACAAGAGUGAUUUAGAAGCUCAACGAGAUGUCACAUAUGAAGAAGCCAAGCAAUUUGCAGAAGAAAAUGGUCUACUUUUCUUGGAAGCUAGUGCAAAGACCGGUGACCAUGUAGAAGAAGCAUUCCUGGAUACUGCCAAAAAGAUCUACCAAAACAUCCAAGAUGGAAGUCUCGAUCUGAAUGCCGCUGAAUCAGGAGUCCAACAUAAACCCGCCGCUCCCCGCAGCAAUCAACUGAACACUGACCAACAGCCUGGCAAAGACGGCUGUGCGUGCUAACAUCAUCUCCUCAUCGUAGCUUCCGCCGCCUCUUUCUUUCUUUUCUCUCUUCUCCAUCUAAUCUGUGGAAGGUAAUGAUCGCCGGUGCUCACAGGUCCAUGGUACAGUGGGGGUCCACCUCUAGGGGGCGCCCUCUGAAUGGAAAGGGCUUUUAUUCAUUGUAAUGGAAGAGUAAUGAAAGCGCCACUAACCCUUUGGGUUAUAUUUUUGAGUCAUUAUCUUCAGCAGUUUUAAGUACGUAGUGCAUAUGCAUGAUGUGCAGACGAUAGUUGAUUUUGUUUCUAAUUUCUGUUUCAUGCGUCGGUCAUAGUACUAGGCUAGUUAAAGACUGUUGCAGCUAAGUUUAUGACAGGUUUUAUUUGUGGAAUAUACAAGUAUCUUGAUUGAUACAAAAAGCAUGAAAGCGUCACAUAAAUCGUUCUUCCAAAAUUGAUUUAGUGAUACCUCAAAAUAAAGAAAAUAGUAAAGAAAAUUUCAUCUCUCAUUGAAUUACGUGUAGCAAGUUCCUUCGUCUUGUAUGAUUUCACUAAAGAUUCAAAUUCUAUUUGAAAUGUUUAAUCAAUAUAUACUUUGUGUGACUGACACAUUUUCACUCUUACAUUGUGCAAUGAGAGAAGUAGAUGAUAUUCUAAAGAUCAUUCGUAAUCUAGUAAUGUUGGGAUUCAAAUUUGUAAGACUCAUUGUGCUUUAUGCGUUUGUGACAUGGAUAAAACAUAUACUACAAAAUUCAAAAUGAUGUGCAUGCUGUGAAAAGGUUUUCUGUGCUACUUCAAUAAAAUCAUUCAUGAUCCAUAUGAAAGUGCUAGAUUUCUGGUUGGCUUUACGUCACUUUGAAAAUAGGAGAAAACACCGAGCUGUGAUGGAUAAAGAUAAUUGAGUUCUUGCAAUGCUUACAAGCACAGUAGAGUAUGUUUAUAAGGUGGCUGUGCUGUACCAAUUCAUUUUAUUACAUUAUUAUAUCAUAAUGACAAAGUUGCCAGUUGACAAAAUGGAAUUCACAUAUAUUCCAUAAAGAUGCUAGUCUUCACUUCAGUCAAUUUAGAACCAAGGACCUGGGAGCAUUGACCAUGAUCGACUUCACAGGAAAAUAGUAUCCCAACCAUGGUGAUUGUGAUUCUAUUCUGUUUCACAGAUGGUAGUAUGGAAAGAGGAAAAAAGGAUACCUCUUUUGUUGACUUCGCUCAACACGCGGGACAGAUUGAUCGAUAUUCUGUUUUCUUUUCUUUUUUUUUCAUUCAAAUGCAAUAUGUGUACAUGACUUAAUCUUAUGAUUUAUUGAAAUGUGUUAUCUUGUGUAGUACCCUCGUUAUCCCGUAAAGCCAUAUGACUAGGAUAAUUCUGUACGAGUACUGCGGAAUGAAGGUCACACAAGUGGAGUGAACAAAAGAGGUUUAGAUCUCUUAGAUUGGUAUUUUCAUAUUGUUUGAUUCUGUUAUUUUUUCGGUUAGAUAAGUAGCAUGUAUGGACGUUCAGAUGACAAUUGCGUGAUGUGCUAGAUUUCUUAGCAUUGUCUGAUUAUAUUGAUUAAUAUAAGAAGAUUGCUCUUAGCCGAUUGGCACUUCAUAGACUGUACAUUCAACGCAGAGCUUAUUAUUAUGAGAAACCUAUUGUAUUAUGUAAAUACUUAUAUAUAUAUUAUAUAAAUGGUACUUGUAGCAAUGAACUGCGUUCCCAUUGGCUCGAUCUCAUUUGUUGGGCAGCUCUUUGUGAGGAAGAUGCACAUUGCCAAGUAUGUAUUGGUUUUUUUUUGUUGUUGUGUAUUCGUCUGCAUGCAUGAGCUCUGUCACUGUGUGCGUGCAGUCCAGAGAAUAGAUUUGUCCGGCCUCAAUAAGUGGUACGCAACAAAUGUGAUGGCCGUGGGAACAGCUUCAAAGGGAUGUGUAAAAUGUGUAAAUCAUGGCUUUGCCAAUCUGUAGAAAAAUGUGCUGUCUUUUUUGUACACUUAAAUGAGAAGUAAAUUACCAAACAUUUUGUAUUUUAUUAGCUUAGAGAUGGAUUAUAUAUAUAUAUUUCAAGAUAUGUUCAAGUUGUCGAACAACAUAAUAUUAAUUCUCAAGGCAUUUGAAACAUAACAGGUAAGAUUUUAAUCCAGUUUAUCUGUAAAUAGAUUUUCAGGAGCCAAACAAUGAAAAAGAAUGCACUUCAAAGUAUAUUUCUAAAUAAGUUUCCUCAAACUUUCCUAAUAUUUAAGUAAUUUCUUGAGUAUUUAUCAUGAAAUAGAUUUCACAUUUUACAGGCUGUUAUUCUCUAUUACUCUUGUGAUGUUCUCACUAUCUUUUAUUAUAUUUAAUUACCUUGCCUGUCUGAAAUUUUGGCUGUAUAAUACAUUAAUAUAUCAUUUACUAACAUCACUUAUUUAAUUGCAUUUGUAAAAUAUGCAAAUGAGAUAUGUGUUUUAUUGGUGUUGCAUGAAUUUAUACAAAAUGACAUUCCAAAGUUUAAUUAUGUCAGAAUUGAAUGGGCACAAGUAAUAUAACUAUUUCUUGUUUUAAAAUGAGUAUUUGUUGCAGUCAUAUUUCUGUCAUUAAAAAAAAAACCCAGACAAUUUAAAUUGUCCAUCUACUGAUACUGGUAACAUUAUGAGUAUUUGCUCCAAAGAAUGAAUUGCCUUUUUAUCUUUUGAAUAAUGAUUUAAGUUCAAAAUGGAGCUGAGAAAACCGAUCAUAUUCACAUCCACAAUAUUUUAUCAACUUGAACGACCCUUUAAAAAAAUUACAAAUCCCUAAAAUGUCUUGUUCCCUCCGAAAAUUGGUACUCAUCCUUUUUAAGCUGUGAAUGCAUAAAAUCAAAUUAAGUAGAAGUUACUGCUUUACAUUUGAUUUUUUGUGCAUUGGUAUUAGUUUGAGUAACAUCACUAUAAACAUAAAUCUCAUGAGUUGGCAGUUUCUUACCGGUACACAUUUUCUUAAAAGUAAUGUGAAAAAUUAAUAUGGAGGAAAAGGAAAAUACAGUUUACAAUAUAUAUGUGGGGGCAUCAUGGUCUAGCGGUUAUCACUCUUGUCUUUCAAUCAGAGGGACGUGGGUUCGAUUCCCAGCAAUGGCGUGUUUUCCUUCUGCAAGAAAUUUACCCACAUUGUGCUGUACUCGACCCAGGUGUGGUGAAUGGCACAGUAGAGUAUAUAGCUGCACUAUAUAUAAAUGGACCAUAUUAUUAUCUUUCCUUUCUCAGCCCUGUUAUAUUUUUCUCACCCUCCAUUGUUUUUUCUACCGUCUGUGUAAUAAGCUUGCCUGUUUAUUUUAUCUUGUCCUACCCAGACUUUGCAUUAUAUUAAACUAACAACAACAUUAAUGGAUUGUGUAUUAACAUGAGUAAUACCUUCAUAUAGCAGACUGCUCAACCAACAAACCUAUUAUUAAAGCAUAUGUUCUAGUUAUAAUCGAGUUCAACUGGGGUUGAUUGUACCGGCCCAUGUAUGCAUGUAUGCCUCGUUCUUUGGAAUUCUUAAUGUGUACUUCAAUAAUAACAAGAUUUGUCGAAAUGCUAGGUGAAAUGAAUAGAAUGAAAUAAGUUCCAGCAAUGUAUCAUGAAGUCAUCAUCUGGGUUAUUCAAACAUUCAAUAAUUCUCUUAUUUUUAGUGAAAUAAGAAUUGAAAUGACCCUACUUGUAUGCAUGCCAUUGAAAAGGGAAGUUUUCAUAAUGUCUUUGAGCAUUAGGUUUUAAGAAUUUUUAGGGGCGAUCAGGGCCCUGUCUUACGAACAGUUACAGUUGAUCCGAUCAAUCGCAACUAUGGACGGCCAGCAACGUCAACAUGUAUAAUGCAUGUUUGUUCCAAAUAUUUUCUAGCUAUGAUGUAUAUUCAUGCAUAUUUCAUCGUUGUCUUGAAAAUUCACUGUGCUUCUCUUUGUUUACCAAGGACAUUGUGCACAUUUCCUGUAGAAAACAUGACACUGAUGGCUUUCCAUAGAGUUACGAUUGAUACUCUUUUGUAAGACGGGGCCCUGGACUGUCAUCAGGGUGAAAUCCCCCAUCGCCCCUGUAAUUCCGACGCUGCUUUGAAUAUUGUGCAUUGCAGGGAUGUAGUCAAGGCCGGCCUGAGACCAUAUUUUGCCAGCCCCUGCCUUGGUCCGAGUCCUGUGUACAAAAUCCUUGGGAGAAGGUUUUUUUUCCAGAAACCUUGUAACUCGGAACUUCCAACCUCAAAUACUUUUCUAAUGCAUUGGAUAAAUGCAUGCUUGUAUGAAGGAAAGCUGAUUAGCAAAGAAACAUUUCACAUUUUCUUUGAAUAUGAAUAAAAGGCUACCUCAUGUGAUCAAGGAUAUAGGUUAGAGUUCAUUUGGCUAUGGCUGCAAUUGUCUCUUCCAAAGAGAAGCUCAUCAUGAUCUAACGAGAUACAGAAAAAUAAUUAGGAAAAUAUAUUGUUUACUUCAUACAAAAUCUUGGAGUCUGAUUAAUCACAUUGGUAAAGCUGGGAUGAAACACAAUUGCCUCAGAUUUAUUAAAGCAACUUCAAAAUUAAUGACUUUGUCUUUGUCAGACAGAAUUUGCUUGAACAUUCACAACUGGUUGAUCCCACCCCUUUGUUUUGGGUUUCUUUUAAACUGUAAAAAUAUUAGAUGUAACUUCAACGCUCUUUUUACUUUCUUGAUAUAUGUAGUUACGUGUACCUGGAAACCCUAUGGUUAACACUGGAGAAAUACUUUUAUUUUUGUUUGAAUCAGCAUUGUGUUUAAAAGGAUUAGCAGUACAGGCUAUGUAUGAAUGCAUACAUUUAAGACGUUUGUUCAAACUUGUUGGGAAUCUGGGUUAAAUAAAAUGAUUAUGGGAUUACUUAAUUUCACACUUUACAACCAAAUAUUGUUUAAAAAUUAAGGUUACAUUCCAAAAACAGCGUAUCAAAUCUUAAUUUCAAAUCUUGCUGGAAAUAACUUGAAUACUUUAAUGUAAUCACUUCAAACAUCUUUAAAAUGUUUUCCUAGUUGUAACAAACACGAGACAUGAUUCUAAAAGUUUGUCUACUUUCUAUACUCAUCAUAUCUAAUUUAUUUGUUGAUAUAUCAUGCUAUUGUAGUAAACCCAGUAAGAUCCUUUAUUAGUACACCUUAUAUCUCUUUUGUGUUCAUGUGGUAUUCAUUAUAUAGAAUACCUACGACAGCAUACUAAUUUGUUGGUUUAUAUUUUGUGGACUAAUAUAUUUGAACUGGUUUUAUUUGUAAUGGAAAGUAAAGAAAUUGAAACAUGUAAAACUCCCAUUAUGUAUUUUGUAUUUUAUAGCAACACCAUUAUUGAAUAUGAUGCAAAUGUGUUUGUUAAUAGGUAAUCCUAAUUGAAGUUGUCUCUUUGUGGAUGUUCUUUUUUAUAUAUGGCAGAGAGUAGUGGCGGUUUAGAUGUAAUAUAUUGAUUGGGUGUAGAAGAAUAUUUUAAUUAUUUUCUUUAUCUUGCACCCGUCAGCCCAGCCACCCCUCCACUCCAAGUUAACAUUUGUGGAUUCAAAAAGUGUAUAGUGAGCGAUUUAUGUGUGUAUGAAAUACAUUUAUUAUUGAAUGGUUAUUAAAAUGAUUCUGUGAAAUAAUAACAAAUAAAAAGAUACAUUGAGACAAGUGACAAA